This is a messenger RNA of Penaeus monodon (black tiger shrimp), 4234 nucleotides long. RefSeq names its product protein O-mannosyl-transferase TMTC2-like. The record is from RefSeq and is a predicted model, not a curated record. Gene Ontology annotation, biological process: protein O-linked glycosylation via mannose. Gene Ontology annotation, molecular function: mannosyltransferase activity; protein binding. Gene Ontology annotation, cellular component: endoplasmic reticulum membrane. Lineage: Eukaryota; Metazoa; Arthropoda; Malacostraca; Decapoda; Penaeidae.
AUGAGCGGCCAAGGAACUCUUCGGCUCCUCAAGCUCUUGCUGAUUUGUGCUUGUCUUUCGCUGGCUGUCAUUGGCAGAGGUGACUGGCUGUCUGGAGAGGCAAGAGUUGUGCAGUUUGUUUCGCUCGUCUGGCAACGGCUUGCAACAGGCUGGCUUUGGUGCGGCAUGUACGGCUGGAAGAGACUCCGAAAUGGAACGCGGAGCACAGGCGGCGUCCAGGACGAAUGGGCCAAUCGCGCCAUAAAGACUAACCCCGAUGUAUUGCCCACAACGCCCAUCUCCCAGCUGCUGUGGGAUGACUUCUGGGGCACGCCCCUCACCCACAGCGGCUCGCACAAGUCCUACCGCCCCCUCACGGUGUUAUCCUUCAGACUCAACUACAUGGCGUCAGAGUUCCAGCCCCGGUCGUAUCACGUGACCAACGUGGCGCUGCACGUGGCGGCGACGGGGCUUUUCGCUGUGCUGGCGCGCACGCUCACGCCCCACGCCCGCCUCGCCCGGACGGCCGCCCCUCUCCUCUUCGCCGCCCACCCCAUCCACACCGAGGCCGUGGCGGGCGUGGUGGGCCGGGCGGACGUGGGGGCGGCCAUAUUCUUCCUGGGUGCCCUCCUCUCCUACAUGCGGUACUGCAGGUGUAGCCGCGGCAACGUCAACGGGAGUGCGGGCGGUCGUGUGGGUCGUAAGGCGUGGCUGGGCGCAGCGUUGGUGUCCGCCACGCUGUCUAUGCUCACCAAGGAACAUGGCAUCACGGCCCUGGCGGUGUGCGCCGCCUACCACAUAUUCGUGCACGCCAAACUCAGACCCCGGGAGCUGCUGUCCAUCCUCACCGAGCGUCGGCAUCGCGGAGUAGCGGAAGGGUUGGCGGCCCUGGGUGCAGCCCUAGUGGUUCUCCUCUCAUGCCGUUUGGCCAUCAUGGGCUCACAGCCUCCGGAGUUCUCCCCGGCAGAUAACCCAGCGGCGGACUGCGACUCCCCGGCGGUGCGCUCCCUCACCUUUUUCUUCCUGCCGGCGUUCAACGCAUGGCUGCUGCUGUGCCCCUACACGCUCUCCUUCGACUGGUCCAUGGAGGCCAUCCCCCUCAUUACCUCCAUCGCGGACCCGAGGAACCUGGCCUCCUUUGCGCUCUAUGCCGUGCUGGCCCUCCUGGCCAUGACAGUGCUGAUGUCGCUGCGGCGGCGUCGCGCCGGGGAAGACGCAGCCGGCGGCGAGACCACGACGUCGGGCGACGUGACCGUGAUGGGCCUGGCGCUCAUGCUGCUGCCCUUCUUGCCCGCCACCAACCUCUUCUUCUACGUGGGCUUCGUCGUGGCCGAACGCAUCCUGUACAUCCCAUCCAUGGGUGCGUGUCUCCUGGUGGGCUGGGGUGCCCACCUUCUGCACGCGCGCGCCCGCACAGCCCGCGCACGCCGUCUACUGCACGGGGCAUUAAUUAUCCUCUUUUUGCUCUUCGCCGCCCGCACGUGGAGCCGCAACCGUGACUGGGCAACGGAGGAGAACCUUUACCGCUCAGGCAUCGCAAUCAACCCGCCCAAGGCGUACGGCAACCUGGCCAAUAUCUUAAGUUCCCAGGGCAAGAAGGAGGAGGCAGAAUGGGCCUACAAGAAGGCCUUGUCCUACCGUUCCAACAUGGCGGACGUCCACUAUAAUCUAGGUAUAUUGUUUCAAGAACAAAAGCGGUAUGAAGAAGCUCUGCAAGAAUAUAAAUUAGCGAUACAGUUUCGGCCGAGGAUGGCAAUGGCGCACCUCAACAUGGGCCUCGUACUGGGCCUGAUGGGACAGAAGGCAGAGGCGGCGGAGGUGUACCGGCACUGUUCGCAGCUGGACGGGUCCGGCCUGAAGGACCCCCGCACGCACGAGGCCACCAAGAUCUCCGCCCUCUUCAACCUCGGCAGACUCUACGCUGACGACGGGAACUUCGAGCGGGCCAUCGGGGUGUACCAGGAGGCCGUCGAGAAGAUGCCGCCGCACUACCAGCCUCAGAGUCUGUACAACAUGCUGGGUGAGGCCUUUUUCAAGCUUGAGAAGUUUGAUGAUGCCGAGAGGUGGUACCUGGAGGCGCUGAAGGUGAAGGCUGAUCACGUCCCCGCCCAUCUCACCUACGGGAAGCUCCUUGCCAAGAUGCAACGGAUAGGAGAGGCCGAGGAGUGGUUCGAGCGCGCCAAGACUCUCGCGCCCAACGACUCCACCGUCCACCAGCACUUUGGUCAGUUCCUGUCGGAGGUGGAGCGGCACGAGGCGGCGGCCGACCAUUACGUGAAGGCGGCUCAGCUGGCGCCGUCGGAGUACGAGAUCAUCUUCAACGCCGCCAACACGCUGCGUCAGGCGGGUCGCAACAAGCAGGCAGAGGAUUAUUACAGACAAGCGGUUCUCCUUAGGCCUCAGGAGGCGACCUCUCACAUGAACCUGGGCGCCAUGCUGCACGUCAACGGCAAGCUCCUCGAGGCCGAGUCUAGCUACCUGGAAGCUCUGCGCCUCAAGCCCGACGACUCCAUCACAAGGACCAACCUGCAGAAGCUCAGGCACCUGUUGGCGAAGAAGGGAAUCAGCCCCUCCAGAUAACCGAGUGACGCCCGUCGAGGACAUCCGACCCCCAAAAGAAAGCAACACGAAAAAGAAAAAAUAUUUGUGAUAACCACGAGCAAUAGCAGCAAUGAGCGGUAGCGUUGCAUGUUCUAGUGAUCGUCCUCGAUGAGAGUGUGUGACGGCUUCUCGGGCGUGGAAGCUGCGUGUCCGGUGGGGGCGGCGGCGGCGGCGGCGUCUCCAUCUCCGUCUCCGUCUCCGUCUCCGUCAGACAGUGGCGUCUGGCCCCAACGUCCGCGGGGAUCGCUCAGGCCUCAGUCCUGGGCCUCGCUCAACACCGAGCCAAGGAGGACACUCGCAGGAGGCGGCCCGGCAAUCAUGACGGCUACCAAGGACUCAAGUUGCUCACCAAAACAAUGCUCAAGCUCAUCCUCGUCUUCAGGUCGUACUCAAGAUGUCAGCCUUUCAAGUCCAGUGAGAAGAUGGCCGUUAUGAGCCUUGGCUGGCAGCUCGCCCAGGCCCACUCCCCUACUCACUACAUAGUGGGAAUGAGCCUAGGUGAGACGGUAACUCGGGAACAUAACAGCCGAUCUAGUCACAGCUAGAGAAGUAGGAACACCUCGAGGUUCAUCAAGUCACCCCUGAACACGGCUCAAGGAAAAGGAGACCAACGGCGGAGCGACAGAGUGGAGGCGGAGUUCCAGGAGGCCGAGGCUUGAGCGAGAGGCCCUCCAGUGCGCAGGCCGGCGGGCGCGGAGGCCGGACACGCGCUGCGAACCCUCCUCGGCGUUCUCGGCCGCUUGACGGAGACGUCCGCGCAUCACAGACUCACAUCAUCGGCGUGGUCAGUUUGUGAGCCAAGGAUGAAUUCGACGCUGUCGGCCGACCCUUCAUCUUGGACGAUGGAUUCGAAAAACAAGCCUCAAAGCCUUGUGUUUCAGAACGUUCGUAUGUUAAGAAAAGAAAAUGGUCUUGGAACCCUGACGCAAAACGUGCCACAGCAAGAGAGAGGCGCGGUUUUCAUGAUUUUUGGCAACGAAAAAAUACAGGAAAAGUCUUGAAGAAAAGUGUUCAUUCCGAAGUGACAAAGAAUCCUCUUCCUCUACUUGGCGUGUCAAUAGAGCUUCCCUCAGUGCCAAACACAUAUCAGAUCAGGAAACAGUGCCAAAAUCCUUCACCGGCAUAUCUCAAAAUUAUUUCUCGAAAACUAUCUGAUAUCCCCCCCCCUCUCCUGAAACACAAAAUAAAAAAACUAAAGAAACCCAAUCCCGCUCAGGCUGAAAUUUCCCAUUUCUGAGAAAAAAACAUGGCCAUUUCUCGUAUCCAGAAGUUGUUCCUUAAUGAUUAUCUUUUGCAUCACUAUUUCUUCAUAAUCCAGUGGACGGGUGCCAUCAGCGGAGACAGUUCAGUAGUUUUCCCUUUUUUGUGUUCUUUCUGUGGUGUUCGUCUCCCCCCCCUCCUGCGAGUGUUUUUUUUUUUUCUUUCUUUUUUUCCCCACAAGAAAUAUCCUGUGCGCUCCUUGUCCUUUCUAUGAUGUUCUGAGUGAUAUCCAGUUUUUAUUUAUUUGUUGUAUCUAAAGACACCAACUGACAUUUAUUCUGUGUGCAUCGGAGUUUGGAAUCGCUUCGAUAUGUUUGGUUGAUGAGUACAUUUCGUUUGUACGAGCAAAUGUGUUUUAAAAAAAUAAAAAAAAAAUAAAAAAUAAAAAAAAAAA